AACAACAAAAAAAUCUACUUUCUUUACCAAGCUUUUCCACUAACUCAAAAAGACUCACCCUUAUUCUUUGCUUUUGUUGGCUUUGGAUUGUUGUAGAUCUACCAAGAAGAAAAGAUGAUUCAAGAACUCCUAGCAGGCGCCGGUUUUAUUGCAAGUGAGAGGAAGUUUUCCAUCACUGGAACCAUUUUGGAAGGCACUCCUUCUCUUUCACCUUCUCCUGUUUCUUCUUCUUCUUCUUCUAGUACUACUGCUGCUGCUGCUGCUGCUUCUGCUUCUACUGCAACAACUACUGUCACCUCUACUAAUUCAAACUCUUCAUCCAGUUCUGAGAAUCAAAACUUGAGGUGCCCACGUUGUGAUUCUUCUAAUACCAAGUUUUGUUACUACAACAACUAUAAUCUUACUCAGCCUCGCCACUUCUGCAAGACUUGCCGUCGUUAUUGGACUAAAGGUGGUGCUUUGAGAAAUGUUCCCAUUGGUGGUGGAUGUCGCAAAAACAAGAACACCACUGUGUCUACUUCUAUUGCUAAAUCAUCUACUGCUUCUAAGAUGAAAACUGUUGCAUAUGAGUUUGGAAGAUCGGGCCUUGGUAAUGGAUUUGAUCAUCAUGAUCUUCCAUCAAACCCAAUUUUGUGGGCUUCACCUCAAAGUUCUCAGCUUUUAGCCUUACUCAGAUCCUCACACUCACAAAACCCUAAUGUUAAUUCUGUGAAAGAGGAGGCAGGUUUAAUUGGAACUACUCAUCAUGUGAUGGGUGAGCCACCUGUUGCAACUUCUGCACUAAAUUCCAGAACCAUGAUGUUGGAUCCUCUUAAUCAGCAGGUUCCUUCUCUAGGUCUUUGCAGCCCAAUUUGGAAAAACUCUCAUCAGCAAGCUCAAAACUCUUACCAACAAAAUGGUUUCUUAGUUGGCCAUGAGGCUCAAAACUCAGGGAUUCAAGAACUGUAUCAGAGGCUCAAAUCAUCAACUAACUAUUAUGCUGAUCACUCAACAACACCACUGCUUCUGGGCAAUGCUGCUUCUUCUUCAUCAUCAUCUUCAACAACAACAACAACAACCAUUUUAGAGUCAUCUCCAGUGGCCCCAAGUGAAUUGAGUUUCUGGAAUCCAACUCUCUCUUGGUCCGAUCUCCCCACAACUAAUGGUGCAUAUCCUUGAAAACCUCUUUCUUUCUUUCCUUUAUAUGAUAAUGUUGUUGUUACUGUGGUUUUCUGGGUUGUGGUAUAUGAAUAUGGAUGUAGCUUCAGGUUUUACCCUCUAUUAUGUUAUUAAGUGCGUGCUUAAUUACAGUGUGUUUUAACUUAUUUAUGAAGAUGAAUCAACUAUCAAGAAGUGUUACAAAUGAGAUA
This is a messenger RNA of Mangifera indica (mango), 1349 nucleotides long. Its product is annotated as dof zinc finger protein DOF1.1-like. The transcript has a single exon. Lineage: Eukaryota; Viridiplantae; Streptophyta; Magnoliopsida; Sapindales; Anacardiaceae. Bases 115 to 1158 code for a protein of 347 amino acids. Gene Ontology annotation, biological process: regulation of DNA-templated transcription. The record is from RefSeq and is a predicted model, not a curated record. Gene Ontology annotation, molecular function: DNA-binding transcription factor activity; DNA binding.